UUCGAUUUAGCUGCCUUAUCAAUCGGCGCAAAUUCGCGUUAAUGCCAAAAAGAAAGCAAUAAAUAAAAACAAAUACAAACAUAAGAAUAACAACAAAUAAUUCAGUGCAGGCUAGCCAGAGUUCCGUUGCAGACGUGCAACAUUCCCUAGUGCUCGAUACGCGUAAAGUUGGGCAAGUGGCAAGUUUAACAAAAGACGGAAACGGAAACGUCAUCGUCGCCGUUGCCGUUGCCGCCUUCGUCGUCGUCGGUUUAGUCUGUUAGUCAGUCAGUCAGUCAGCCAGACCAGUGCGCGUUAUAUCAUCACUCGAGCAUUGCAGCAGACGACGCCACGCCCACAUUUGCCACCACACAAACUUUUGGGGGUGACGUAAAUGAGCGAGCAGGGCGAUAUACCAUUGACUCAAAAUAGCACGCCGGACACCAGACCGCCCUGCAGCAUUAUCUCCAUAAUACCAACGAUAGGGAUGUCAUCAUGCCGUGGACGGGCCGAGGCGUUUGCGCGAAGCCUUUCCUCUAAGCUGCGCACCCUGGGAUCACAGGCCAAUGAGGAGGGCGUAAAUGCAGAGGAUGAGCCCAUUAUAAAUGGCAGCAACACCAACACCUGGAUGAAUGCACAUGAAGCCGAACAGACUGUCACCGAUCUGCAGCCGCUGCGCCAUGAGUCCGAUUCGUUUUUCGACUUUGACUGCGAACUGGAGUCGCCGGGCAGUCCGGUGGAUGAGUGCGAGUACCUGCGUCUGAUAGAAACCGCUUCAAAUACGCCGCACAACUCCACCGCCGAAUCGGGCUAUGCCUGCGCCUCCGUUGCCAGCAGUCACAGCAGCACAGAUGGUCCCUACUUCGACGCUGCCGCCGGCAGCAGCAGCAACAUCCAAGUCGCUGUAGCCGAGCAGCUGCUGGUCACCACACAGCCACUCACGGCCACAACUCACAGCCAGGACACUACAGACUACACGCACGUGAAUGGCACACGAGAGUUGCUGACAAAUGGCGAAAAGGAACAGCAAGAUGAACUGGAGGCGGCGGAGCAGCAGCAGCAACCACAACAGUUGCAGGAGGAUGAGUCACAGCUGCAGGCGCAGAUACUCAGCGAGCUGCAGCAGCACAGCGACAGCUUGAAGAUUGCGGACAAGGCAGAGCAAGAGCAAACUACAUUGCUAAAUGGGCAUAUGGAGCAGAUGGAAAAGCAGCUGCUGCAACUAACAGAAGAAGAAAAAGAAAUCACAACAACAACAACAGCUGCAACAGCAACUGCAACAGAAGAAGCAGAAGCUGCAGUAGCAGCUGCAGCUGUGCCGCAGACAGAGGUGCCGGAAUGCAGCCAGGAUGAGGUGGACAACAAGCGUGUGGUGGAGUCUGCAUUAGCUCUGAAUGUGGAUCUGGCACAGCUGGAGCAGGCGAAGCAAGAUGCUGCAACGGCCGUAGCUGCAGCGGCGGCGUCAGCGACAGCAGGAAAAGCGCAAGAGAAGAGCAGUCAUGGCACCGACACGACAGAUGAUGAGGAUGACUGCCGGCCGCAGCGCGUGCGUCGUUGUUCCUCGCUGAAGACGGGCAAGACUCCACCCGGCACACCGGGACGCAAGAAGAUCGUGCGCUUUGCCGAUGUGCUCGGCUUGGACUUGGCGGAUGUGAAAACUUUCUUGGACGAGAUACCUACCAUACCAAAGUCUGCGUUCGAGGAUCUGGAAAUACUUGAUACGGAGCCGCCAAUGCAGCUGGGCCCCAAGUCGGACAAGCUGCUGAUGCCGCUGUUCCAGCAGCCGGGCGGCCUGGUCACAUUCCUCGACGCUGUGCGCGAGAAGCAGGUGUCCCUGGAGAAUGCCGCCGUCAGCGAUAGCAUCAACCAGACGAUCUCCGGAUCGGUGCGGGUGCGCAAUUUGGACUUUCACAAAUCGGUGCAUGUGCGCUACUCGCUGGACGGCUGGCGCAGCUUUGCCGAUCUGCAGGCCAACUAUGUGGAGAACUCCUGCGAUGGCUUCUCCGACAAGUUCACCUUUGUGCUCUUCGGCAAUUCGCUGCACGUGGGCCAGCGUUUGGAGUUUGCCGUGCGCUUUCAGUGCAAGGGCCAACAAUUUUGGGAUAACAAUUAUGGCGCCAACUACUGCUUCCAGUGCUUGCCCACCUCGACGCACACGGCAUCGCCAGCGUCCAUGGUGACUGGCGCCGUCUCCAACUUGCAUACGAGCAACCUGGUCGGCAUGCUAAGCCCCACGGCGGGCGAUGCCUGGUGCAGUUCGUUCUAUUAACUACACUAGUGCUAAACGCUAGUUAGUCCAUGUCAGCAUAGGCUUAGACGUAGACGUAUACGUAGACAAAGGCGGGGCAAAGGGCAGGGAAGGCACCAAGGAGGCAGUAGAGGGCGCGGACGUGGACGCGGACGCAGACGCGGACGCGGGUCGUUGCCAAGCAAUGCGCCGUCAAUGCUUCGAAUGUUUCUACGUUCGCCUUGACGACGUGUGUGCUCUUGGGCGUCUGCCACGGCCAGAGAACAAAGUGAGAUCCAACCAAUCCACUCCACAUCAACAUAACCAAAGCCCCUUACCCUCCCCCUUCCACGUACCCAUAACCCUUAAGCUUUCACUCACUCACUCACUCCUUCCCUCAGCUUGAAUGAAAGGCAGAAUGUUUAUAUUUUUAUAGAGCGUAAAGAAAUGGCAGCUGGAAGAAAGUCGUUGAAUAAGCAGAUCG
Drosophila busckii is the source of this 2690-nucleotide messenger RNA. It is a transcript of the gene Gbs-76A, whose product is annotated as glycogen-binding subunit 76A. The record is from RefSeq and is a predicted model, not a curated record. NCBI's taxonomy places the organism in Eukaryota, Metazoa, Arthropoda, Insecta, Diptera, Drosophilidae. The transcript is spliced from 3 exons. Gene Ontology annotation, molecular function: protein phosphatase 1 binding; glycogen binding. Bases 374 to 2248 code for a protein of 624 amino acids. Gene Ontology annotation, cellular component: protein phosphatase type 1 complex. Gene Ontology annotation, biological process: regulation of glycogen biosynthetic process.